AUGGACUCUACAACCAGUAAAUUCGAUAGAGAGCGUUAUUUCUAUGGCUACGCGAAACGCCUGGUCAGGGUCUUUGAAAUAGAGGGCUGCAAUUGUCUGGAGCCUGAACAUCAUAUUGCAGUUCAAAUCAGUGAUGAUAUCCUUACGCAGAGUCUAUCACGAACACAUAUAAGUCUGGAACAACUCAAAGAGUCUUCCGAUCCGCCUCUAUUAGACCUCGGACCUGAUGUGAAACUGCUAUGUACGCAAGGAAAACAUCGACUGGAAGCAUGUCAUCUAUCAAGCACCUUAUGGACCCAGCUGUGUGAGGAGUCGUCAAAUGAGAAGCCUUUCAGCGAUGCAAUUGAGCCCAAAGGUGGUUCAAUCGAUUCGCACAAGCCACAACUUUGCCAUGGCUUCGACCAAUUACUGCCGUAUGGGGCGCUGUGGAAGGGGUUCACGGCAGAUAAUUUCCGCACCGUCCUUGACAUGGGUCAUCAUGAAGUAGGCUACAUGCUGCCCAACAGAUUGCACACGCUAAUCAGUGAUUAUAGCAAGUCUCUUAUUACCUCAAUCGAAUUUAUGAGCUGUGGUCAGCGUUCUUGCCCGAAGCGCAGGGUACAGUGGGAUGAAUUAUGUGUUGGCACCCCCCUUAUCCGAAACUCCACACCGCCCUUUAUUCUGCCGACAGAAACGCGUACACAUCGCGUUGCACACAAAUUUACAUAUAUUCUCUAUAAAUCUAAAUUUUUUUAUAUAAAUGCCUCCACCACAGCAACAGAGCUUGACCCCUGUAUGAGAGCUCGUAUAUGUGAGCUCCAUACAGAGGCGCACUGGGGUUAUAAACGGAUACACCGCGCGCACCCGGAAAUCCCUAUAUCAACUACCGUCCCUCACCGCCUGAGGAAUAACCCUACCUGA
Messenger RNA from Talaromyces stipitatus ATCC 10500, 900 nucleotides. RefSeq lists its product as uncharacterized. The coding region runs from base 1 to 900 and encodes 299 amino acids. The transcript is spliced from 6 exons. The record is from RefSeq and is a predicted model, not a curated record. NCBI's taxonomy places the organism in Eukaryota, Fungi, Ascomycota, Eurotiomycetes, Eurotiales, Trichocomaceae.